GCCAGGACUGCUCUGGACCCUCCCUUUCUUUUUCACUGCACACACCACAGCGAAGUCUGUGCGGAAUCCUAAACCAGCCCAAUUUACAUCCAUUCAUGAAUCUGUGACGUCAGCAAGCCUUCGGGCUUCUCUGCGGUGGGCUGGAAGAUUGUGUGGGUGGAAUCCCCCUCCUCCUUAUUUUUCUAAUUCUGCAAAGCUUUUUAAAUGAACCUUCCAUCUUUUUUAAAGCAAGAAACUGGACCCGCAUGUGUAGGAAUUCUUCAUUGUUGUUCUGAAGCCCCCUCUUACAUCGGAACUCUGCUCUAAUGAUCCUCUGAGUGUCAUCUCAGGACCUCGGGCACACUCAUGGCACGAUGGCCAACCCUCAGGAGCGCCUGAGCUGCUCCUCUUCUCCACACUUACCUUUGAGUGAAAACAAAACCUUCAAUGGACUACAAGAUGACCUCGCACCUGUGGGGAGCCACGCUUCCCCCAAGCUUCUUAAGGACCAGCAGGAAAAGGGCAUGGUGCAAACUGAGCUAGCUGAGGGCACCAACAGCCCUAUCACCACAACAGUGUUGACAAGCGUAAGUGAGGAUUCCAGGGACCAGUUUGAGAACAGCGUUCUUCAGCUAAGGGAGCAAGAUGAAUCGGAGAUGGCCAUGUCUCAUGGGAACAGCAACGCUGUGGAUGGAGAGGGCACAAGUGGAACUGAAGACAUCAAGAUUCAGUUCAGCAGGUCAGGCAGCGGCAGCGGUGGGUUUCUUGAAGGACUAUUUGGAUGCUUAAGGCCUGUAUGGAAUAUCAUUGGGAAGGCAUAUUCCACUGAUUACAAAUUGCAACAGCAAGAUACUUGGGAAGUGCCAUUUGAGGAGAUCUCAGAGCUGCAGUGGCUGGGUAGUGGAGCCCAGGGAGCUGUCUUCUUGGGCAAGUUCCGAGCGGAGGAGGUGGCCAUCAAGAAAGUGAGAGAACAGAAUGAGACGGAUAUCAAGCAUUUGAGGAAGUUGAAGCACCCUAACAUCAUCGCUUUCAAGGGUGUUUGUACUCAGGCCCCAUGUUACUGUAUCAUCAUGGAAUACUGUGCCCAUGGACAACUCUAUGAGGUUUUGCGAGCUGGCAGGAAAAUCACACCUCGAUUGUUAGUAGACUGGUCCACGGGAAUUGCAAGUGGAAUGAAUUAUUUGCACCUUCAUAAAAUUAUUCAUCGUGAUCUCAAAUCACCUAAUGUUUUAGUGACGCACACAGAUGCAGUAAAAAUUUCAGAUUUUGGUACAUCUAAGGAACUCAGUGAUAAGAGUACCAAGAUGUCCUUCGCUGGCACUGUCGCCUGGAUGGCACCAGAAGUGAUACGGAAUGAACCAGUCUCUGAAAAAGUCGAUAUAUGGUCUUUUGGAGUGGUGCUUUGGGAGCUGCUCACAGGGGAGAUUCCAUACAAAGAUGUAGACUCUUCAGCCAUUAUUUGGGGGGUUGGAAGCAAUAGCCUACACCUUCCAGUUCCUUCCACUUGCCCUGAUGGAUUCAAAAUCCUUAUGAAGCAGACAUGGCAGAGUAAACCUCGCAACCGACCUUCUUUUCGGCAGACACUCAUGCAUUUGGACAUCGCGUCUGCAGAUGUACUUGCCACCCCACAAGAAACUUACUUCAAGUCUCAGGCUGAAUGGAGAGAAGAAGUGAAAAAGCACUUUGAGAAGAUCAAGAGUGAAGGAACCUGUAUCCACCGAUUAGAUGAAGAACUUAUUCGAAGGCGCAGAGAAGAGCUCAGGCAUGCUUUGGAUAUUCGUGAGCACUAUGAGAGGAAACUUGAGCGGGCUAAUAAUUUGUACAUGGAACUGAGUGCCAUCAUGCUGCAGCUAGAGAUGCGGGAGAAGGAGCUCAUCAAGCGUGAGCAGGCCGUGGAGAAGAAGUAUCCUGGGACCUACAAACGACAUCCUGUCCGUCCAAUAAUCCACCCCAAUGCCAUGGAGAAGCUCAUGAAGAAGAAAGGCAUGCCUCACAGACCUGGGAUGCAGGCCAAGCGGCCAGAUCUGUUGAGAUCUGAAGGCAUCCCCAGUGUGGAAGUGGCUCCCACGGCAUCCCCUUUAUCCGGAAGUCCCAAACUGUCCUCCUCCAGCAGCAAGAGCCGAUAUCGGAGCAAACCACGCCACCGACGCGGAAACAGCCGAGGCAGCCACAGUGACUUUGCGGCCAUCUUGAAAAACCAGCCAUCCCAGGAGGAUUCACCCCAUCCCGCUUCCCUCCACCAAGCUGAGCCCCAGUACCCUUCUCCCCAGCACCAUAAUCCUCUGCAGCAGCAAUACCAGCAGCCCCCACCUGCCGUGUCGCAGAGUCAUCAUCCCAGACUCAAUAUGCACGGACAGGACAUUGCCACCUGCGCCAACAACCUGAGGUACUUUGGCCCCGCAGCAGCCCUGCGGAGCCCACUCAGCAACCACGCUCAAAGACAGAUGCCUGGCUCUAGCCCUGACCUCAUCUCCACGGCCAUGGCGGCAGAUUGUUGGAGAAGUUCUGAGCCUGACAAGGGCCAGGCUGGCCCCUGGGGCUGUUGUCAGGCUGACCCCUAUGACCCCUGCCUUCAGUGCAGGCCAGAACAGCAUGGGUCCCUAGACGUCCCCUCGGCCGAGCCGGUGGGGAGGAGCCCCAACCUUUUCAAGCCACCAGCACACAAUCCCCUCUCAGAAAAUGCCCAGGGUUCUAAGAAAAUGGAAGAAAAUGAAUUCAGCGGUUGUCGGUCUGCAUCAUCCCUUGGCGCCUCUCAUCACAUCACUCCCCCAGUGCUACCUCGCAAAACAAGGCCACUUCAGAAGAGUGGAGAUGACUCCUCUGAAGAGGAAGAAGGGGAAGUAGAUAGUGAAGUUGAAUUUCCACGAAGACAGAGGCCCCAUCGCUGUAUCAGCAGCUGCCAGUCGUAUUCCACCUUUAGCUCUGAGAAUUUCUCUGUGUCUGAUGGUGAGGAAGGAAAUACCAGUGACCACUCAAACAGUCCUGAUGAGUUAGCAGAUAAACUCGAAGACCGCCUGGCAGAGAAGCUCGAUGACCUGCUGUCCCAGACGCCGGAGAUCCCCAUUGAGAUAUCCUCGCAUUCGGAUGGGCUCUCUGACAAGGAGUGUGCCGUGCGCCGCGUGAAAACACAGAUGUCUCUGGGCAAGCUGUGUGCGGAGGAACGUGGCUAUGAGAAUCCUAUGCAGUUUGAAGAAUCGGACUGUGACUCUUCAGAUGGGGAGUGUUCUGAUGCCACAGUCAGGACCAAUAAGCACUACAGCUCUGCUACCUGGUAAUGAAAGAACACCCACCCUGAAGAUCAUGACUAUACUGGCAUUUCAAAUUCACCCCACCCCCAGACUCUUCCCACUCUCUCCCUGCUUUUUUGUCUGGGAGGAGAGCUGCCCCAUCUUUCUUACCCCUAGAAAUGAGCUGCAAUAACAGGAACAUGAGACUUCGCAAAUCUCUGGAGAAAAAUAUCCAAAUGAAAUUAAGUCUCACUGAACAUUUCAAUCAAGAAUGGCAGGGAUCUAUUUUAUUGAAUAUUCUAGCUACUGUAACAUUGAUAUUUAUUUUUGACAUUUUAACACUUUGUACUGUAAAGAGUGAACUAUAUAUGAUAGAGAAAAAGACAAUAAUUUCUUGCAGAAAAAAAAAAAAAGAGAGCGAGCGAAAGGAGGAAAGAAAAAAAGUGAAAUUUAGGAGCAACAUCCUUGGGAGUUUGUGGGACCAGGAGGUAUUAUUGCUACUUGAACAGGGGACCAGUUCUUUUGGCCAUAAGUGACUGAAGAAGAGCCAAAGCAAGACAUACUGAGCAUUUUAGAAAACAAAGAGCAGCAAAAGAAAAGCAAUUCCAGGUAACUUGUGAACAGACCACACUAAAUUCAACCAGCUUGUCCAGAUGGGUGAUGCAAAGACCUAGGAAAGUUUGGCGACCAGGUAUUUGUAUCCAGGGUCUUUGAUGGCAUGUGUUCAAAACUGUGUAUGUGGAAGCUGAUCUUUUUAAAAAAAAUUUAAGCAGCAUUUGGUAGUGAGACUUAGAGAUAGUGUCCAACCUUGUCCUUGACAAAUAUUCUGCUUUUUAAUGCUGUCAGUAUCAUGACCUUGGCGAGUGUGUUACUUUGACCAAUGUGUUGAUUUUUCAGACUUGAGUGCCAUUUUCCUGUAUCCUACUUCCUUCCCACCUGUUGACUAUUUCUUUUAGGGGAGAAGGGGGGCAGGGGAGAGAGAGCCCGCGGAAGAGAGAGGAUAAGACAACAGUGUUGGAAAAGCAAAUGUGCAAUCUGUGAAAGGACAUUCACAGAAGGUCUCAGUUUAACUACGUGGAGAAGAUGGGAAUCACCCCUCCAUGGGACCAGGUUGUUUGUCUUCUAGAGUUUUAUUGACUUAAAUGGAACAGUCUUGGAAGGCAGCUAGGAGGUGUGUGAGUCUGCCCAAUGUCCAGUCCCAGACCACACCCCAUGUUUGUAUUAACUCAUUCUAAACCCAGAAGCUUUCGUGAGUGACUGCCACUAUCAGAAUAAAGGCAAAACAGGCAAUUUGCAAAAGGCAACCCCUCCCCCACCAUGAUAGCAUUUCUGUUAAAUGCUACUUGUAAAAUGUAUUUGGCUCCAUGCAAUUUUGAAUAAUUUGAUUUGGAAAUUCAUAGAAAGAACAACUGAUGCUAAGCAGAGAUUGGAAAGAUUUUGUAUUGUCCAAGGCCUGACGUCCUUUCUGUCCCCAGGAUCAUGGGCUCUGAGAAACAAACCAAGGUAUCUCAUGGUGCCUCAGCUUUAAGGAAAUUUUAAUCUAGAAUUUGAUAUAAAAACAGAUGUUGGCCUAGAUUCUGUCUCCAAGAUUAGUCACUGCCAAACACCCUUUCUAGGCUCAAGACCUAGAGAGGAUGGUUUAAACGCUUUGACACUGCAUCGGAUUGGACAUCAGGCAAGACUUACACACACAGAUAUUAAACCAUUUCCAAUACAGGUGAAAGCAUCGCCCUCCUCCAAGUGUCACUGAUUGCAUCGGCCAAAAAGCAAAAGCAGGAGGGAAUUUAGAGCAAUUCCUUUUGCUUGUUUGAUCCCUCAGUUUGUUUACACUUUAUGUUGAGACAUUGAUUUAAAAUUUAGUGUCUAUAAUUUAUAGCUCUUAGGUAGGAUGAAGGAAAAUGUUUAACUUAUACAGAGAGCAGUAUUGUUUCAUUAAAUUAUUCCAUUUUGUAUGAAUUCUGUAGCUGGACUACAUGAAAGAUCUUAAGUUAUGGCAUUAUUAUCAUUGUUAUUUUAUUUUAUAAUAAUUAUUAUCCUUCUCAUUUUCUGUCGAUCAGAAGGUGCGGUUUAUGGUGUAGCACAGUGAUUGUGUUGAUUGCUAACCAUGAGUUAUUACGGAUUUUUAUGAAGGAAUGAAAAUGGAACUGCCGUGUGGGAGCUCCCUGGUAUUCGUCUUAGCUGUAUUCCCUCAUUUUCUGUGUACAACAACAAUCAUCUGAGGAUGCGGGUACUGCCCUGAGGCCCAGUGGUUAACGCUGUGAUUUUGACUUGAUCACAAAAGCUCCUAGGUGGGCAGAUGACUGAGUGGUGGACAAAGUUCCAAAGCUGUACACUUUCUCAAGUUUCUUAAGAAAUAAAAUCAUGUGAUCCAUUAGAAGCACAAGAGAAUUAUUUAAUGCCCUGAGAGAAACAGUCCUACAGGGAACCUGCCUGGGGCCUGUGGGAUAGAUAGUUUCAAGAACUGGCAACACGGUUUGUAAUCUCCUUCCUGCUAAAUCCCAUCAAACCAACCUUUUUUCCUCCUAGUUAGGAGACUAAAAAAACAGAAAUAGAUGGCAUGACCAAAAAAAAGAAAAUGCCUAGCUGUGGUGAUGAUUAGAAAAGUUCUAGCCUGAGGCCUAGUCUGUUAGUCACAGAGCUGGAAAGGCACCUUUUAAAGCCCGUAUUUUUCAUCCUCUGACUUCAGACAACACUGUACUGUGAAUCUCUCUGGCUCAUUACUUCUGAGAACAGAGAGGCUACAACUCUGUGUCCUCUUUCUGUCCAACAUAAAACACUGACCCUUCAGCUUGUCCAAGCCUAGCCCACCUAUAGUGGCCAAAGAGAAACAUGAAGGUCAGCGUGUCUUAUCCCUUUCAAUGAUGAUCUUCCUGGAAAAUCCACUCCAAUACCUCAUCAUUUUGAUACCUUUUGAAUUCCCAUCUGGACUGUCUGUCAUGAUAAUGCCAUAUAUCUAACUGGAUUGACUGUUAAGAGCAUGUUAGGGCCACAGACAGUGUUGAAUCUUCAAGUCAUUCACUGUAUGGUCAAGAGCUGAAUAAAGUUCCACAUUGAACAUUUUACUUAUUUUCUUUAGUAGAAGUGACUAUAGAGGCUUCAGAGAAGAACAGUGUCUUUAGAGAAAUACCUUCUCUAUCCCAGGCCGCCCUUCACUGCCUGCUUUGAAGUAACCAGGACAGUUUUGAAUUGGUGUGUGUUUCUUUGAGAACAACUCCACAGUCAUCUGAAGAGUGUGGAAUGAAGAGCUCAGGGAAUUUUAAGAGCUAAUUCUUCAGUUUGACAACUGGGCAAGAGCACUUUAAGGAAACUUCCAGGACUAUGAUUUCAAGCUUCAGUGUCGAUCAAAAGUUUAACCCCCUUGGGAUGAAUUCCACAUUCAUUUAGCAUCUGGUUUUGACUGACUGCAAGAUAAUGAGUUUUAAUUUGUGUUGCAGAUGAGCAUUUGAUUCUGAUUCGCAUCUAUUUCUAGAUCAUGUCCUCUGAACAACAAUUCCUCUUAAAAUUGCUUAGCAGAGGGACUGAGAAGCCUGCAUCCCCUUUGAAGUUAUAAUAGACCUUACCACUGCUAAAGCCUGCAUCUCCUUUGAAGUUAAAAUAGACUUUACCACUGCUAAAGUUUAGAUCUGUUUGUUAGAUUGUGGCAAACACCUUCCCAGGGAGGUGAAGAGCUAGCUAGCUGUGUUGUAAGAUGGUUUGGUAUGACCUACUUGAAGUUUAGAUAUUUAAAAACUUUGGUAUCAACAAAUCCAUCCUUCUAGAAUUAAGGAUAUUUUUAGUUGGAUUUAAUUAGUACACUGGAGUUCCAUUUCAGGACCUCAUUGUACUGAAUUUGCCUCUUAUCCAAGUAAUAAUAGACUUGAUGGUUUGGGGUUUUCUUGGUACAACCUAAUUUUAAAUGCCCUCUCCCACUGUGGAGCACUGAUUUUUUUUUUCCAGUGUGAAUGUAUCCUUAUUGAUCAAAAGAUUUACCUUUUUCUUCCAUGCCCUUAUGUCUCACUCUCCACCCCCUUUUCUUAAAAUGUUUCUACUUGAACUUCUUGCAACUGAAUUCCAUAAAUCCCAAGGAAUUCCUGCCGUGCUCUGCUCAUAGUAGAGUUUGCUAAGUUGUGUUUCAUUUUUCUAUCAAGCCAGAAACCAGAAUACCACCACAUACCACCAUCUACUAUCUUCACCCUUGAUAUCCCAAACUAUGUUAUUGAUUGAUCACCAUAUUCUUUCCUGCUGAAGCUGGACACACCCUCCGAACUUCUCACAAUACAGCACUUGGAGCAAUAAUUACCACUUGAUUGGAACUGGUGUGCAAGGGGAGAUCUAUUUGCUGUCCCAGCCUUAGCCUCAUAACUUCCUAAGGUGGUUUGAGAUCUUGAGUUAGCCCACAUGGGAGAAUGACGGGAUGUACCAGUAUUCUGCUUAUAGGUCCCAUCCUGUGGCCAGGGGGGCAGCAUGAAAGGCAGGAAAAAGGCUCCAUGCCUUCACCCACUGCCCCUUUGGUGUAUGAUUGCAAUUGAAUUCCACAAUGUCUCCUCAUUUACAUCACUUCAUUGUGUUAAAUGAGUCUGUUCCUCACCACCUUCUAUAAACAGAGGGUUAAUGAAGAAGUCCCAGUUGCUUGCUUCUUCCUUAGAUUCUGUGAGACUGAGAUACCAAAAUGAUGUGACAUCCUUUUUAAGACUUUUGAAUUGUUCUGUCAGUGUGAAUUUAGUGCCUUUCUAGGCAGCAAGAAUUUUCUUCAUUGCUGAUUUCAUAGAAAAAAUGCCCUAAUAUACUCACACCGCCAGUGUUACCAACAUAUACAGACUAGCACAGAAGAAAUCACAUUAGUCUGCCUGUUUGCACGUUACAGCCAGUACUGCAGCACCUGUUCAAACUGGAGCAGACUAGACUGCCAGGUGGAGGACCUUUGUAGGAACUGGAACACUUCUCAGAACAGGUGCCAGAGAGGAGAGCUCACUGUUCUGAGAAACGGGGUCACCCAAAAGGAGUUGGGUGAAGGCUUCCCUGUCACGUGACCAGAGCACACGGGCAGAACUUCACACAGAGCCAAGUCCCCCGGCAGACAGCAAGGCCACUGUAAGGGAAGUGCUAGUACUAGUCGCUCAGUCAUGUCCGACUCUUUGUGACCUCAUGGACUGUCCGUGAAAUUCUCCAGGCAAGAAUACUGGAGUGGGUUGCCAUUUCCUUCUCCAGGGGCUCUUCCCGACCCAGGGAUUGAACCCAGGUCUCCUGCACUGCAGGCAGAUCUUUUCCAUCUGGGCCACCAGAAAAGGUCCUGUAAGGAGACUCCCAGCCAAGUCCCAGGCCUGCUCUCCAGAGCCACUUCACAGCACUCGGGGGAACACUGGCUCCUGGCCCUAGGCUGCUGCCUGGUGACCAGGCAGAUGGGGCCCUCCAGGGGCUGCAGGUCAGAGGGAACCCCCCAGAAGGUGCAGGCUAAUAGGAAGAUGUCCCUAUUGACUGUGUCACCCAGGGAGCUCGCUCCCUCCAAAGUGCCCACUUCUCAGGUUCUGGAAGUGUGACAACCCACUUGGAUUCUUGAUUGCAAUAAAAUGUGAGCUCAAUUUGAAGUGGAUUAACUUCUUUUUUUGUAGUCAAGUCUCAAAAUUAACUCCCUCAUCUGCGUCCUCUGUGGUCUCCGGUCCUGUUAGCUCUCCUGCUCCUUGUGCAGGUUCUGAUGCCGGCUCUCCCUCUUUGUAUAGAGCAAGUGUACAGUGAUGGGAACAAGAGCGACUAUCAAAGCAAACAAAUGCAUGGAAUUAAACAAAAAGUGUACUUCA
Messenger RNA from Odocoileus virginianus texanus, 8980 nucleotides. It is a transcript of the gene MAP3K13, whose product is annotated as mitogen-activated protein kinase kinase kinase 13. Gene Ontology annotation, cellular component: cytoplasm. NCBI's taxonomy places the organism in Eukaryota, Metazoa, Chordata, Mammalia, Artiodactyla, Cervidae. The record is from RefSeq and is a predicted model, not a curated record. Gene Ontology annotation, biological process: protein autophosphorylation; JNK cascade. Gene Ontology annotation, molecular function: ATP binding; protein homodimerization activity; MAP kinase kinase kinase activity.